AUGUUGCAAGAAGACCCACAACUCACCCUCUCGGCACGUCAACCCAUUCAAUAUCCUCGUAUACAACAUUUGGAUCAAAUCAUUGAAAAUAUUGGCCAAACAAAAGGAUUUACUUUUCAACACAAUGGGCCCUUUACAUUUGUGAGUUAUAAAAUUGUGUCCAGUGAGAGCUUCCCUCCCGUUCCGAUCAAAGAAAUUUCAAAGACUCAAUUAGUGAUUGAUUUGGAUUCACAUGAAUUCGAGAGAAGAAUGUUGAGAAGAGAAAUUAGAGGACUUGUUUUUGAUCGAGAAUCAAAACGUUUAUUAUACAGAUCCAUGCCUAAAUUUUUCAACAUUGAUGAGCGAGAGGAAUGCAAUUUGAAAAUUGUCGAAAAGAUGUUGAUUCAAUUGAAACGAGAAACUGGAAAAGAGAGGCCAUUCAUCUUGUUGGAAAAAUUGGAUGGCUCAUUAUGUACUCCAUGUAUAGAAUUUUUGCACGAGAGAAAUGACCACAACUACAAUAGUGGUGGUGGCAUAGUGUCACGCAAUGAAACCACCCUCAUUCCAUUUCGAUUACGUUUCAGAACCAAAUUGGACUAUCAAAAUGAACAUUCACAAUCUAUUGAGGAAUUUGUGUAUGGCAUUGUGAGAGAUGAUUCGUUAGUAAGACCACAAAAUAAUGAUAACAACAAUAAUUCACUUAAUGAAAAUGACGAAGACAAUGAAAUUACCACAGAUGAAUUGGGAGAAGCAACAAGCUCAACAACCUUACAAGAAGACUUGAGAAAAUAUCAUGAAAAGAGGAAAGAGCUACAUGAAUCGAAAUUACCCAUUUUCUACUGCUCUCAACGUAUUGCGGAAAAUUUAGAACGAAACUCGCCUGUUCCUUUCACUUUGAGUUUUGACAAUGGUGCAUCCUUAUUCGAACAAACCCAACAUCUCAGGAAUGGAAAUUUGAUUCGGUUCUGUGUGGAUUGGAUUUCAAAAGGUUUCACACCAUUAUUUGAAUACUUUUCUCCUAAUCAUCGUGUGGUGGUCAACUAUGGCAAUUCUCCUUUCAUUUCGUUACUUGCUCUAAGGCAAACCAUUCUCGGAAAUUUUGUCUCCUAUGAUGAAAUGAAACAAACCUGCAAGGAAUAUGGCGAAAUUGAAUGUGUCAAAGCAUGUACCAAUGAAAUCAUUAACUUGCAAACAGAUCUGAAAUCAAUCAAGAAAUCCAUCGAAGAAGAAAAAGGGCACGAAGGAUAUGUCAUGAUUCUUGAAAAUGGUCUCAUGUUCAAGAUCAAAUCGAAUUGGUAUUUGAAUAUUCACAAAACGAAUGAAAUGCUCAUCACAGAGUCCAUGAGAGAAGGUCGUAUUUGGUACAUGAUUUUCGAUAAUACUCUGGAUGAUGUUUUACCACAUGUUCACUCGGAUGAGCACAGAAAGAGACUUUGUGACUUUAAUGACAAGGUCAUUUAUCAUCUCAAUCAAACCGUCGAGUAUUUGGCAGCUCUCAUGCAGAGAGUAGAGGAGAAGGUACAAGAAAAUUGUCUCACUCAUGAGCCCAAUGCCUUUAUCAAAAUGGCCAAAGAAACAUGUAAAAAUCUCAAGCACUCAUUCUUUUGUGGCACGAUCAUGAAAGUGAAAGGGCUAGUGGAGAAGAAAUUGCUGAAUGGCGAAAUUAAGGAUGCAAGUGAGAAGUCAACUGAAACCAAUGCUCUGCUGUUAGAUUGCCUCGUUCAGUAUUUGAAACCACUCGUGAAAAAGGUCGAGCUAAUUCGUGAUAUUCUCACGAGCUAUUUAGUGCUGGAUUUGAUCGAGCCUCAUCAAACAACAACAGCGAGCAGUAUCAUAUAUUCGACACAAGAGGAAGCCAUGAAAGAUCUUAUAUUGUUUACUUCUCAGAUGGAUUAA
Naegleria lovaniensis is the source of this 1875-nucleotide messenger RNA. RefSeq lists its product as uncharacterized. The record is from RefSeq and is a predicted model, not a curated record. The coding region runs from base 1 to 1875 and encodes 624 amino acids. Lineage: Eukaryota; Heterolobosea; Eutetramitea; Acrasida; Naegleriidae. The transcript has a single exon.